Neoarius graeffei (lesser salmon catfish) is the source of this 654-nucleotide messenger RNA. RefSeq names its product crystallin, beta A1a (gene cryba1a). Bases 1 to 654 code for a protein of 217 amino acids. Gene Ontology annotation, molecular function: structural constituent of eye lens. The record is from RefSeq and is a predicted model, not a curated record. Gene Ontology annotation, biological process: visual perception; lens development in camera-type eye. The transcript has 7 exons. NCBI's taxonomy places the organism in Eukaryota, Metazoa, Chordata, Actinopteri, Siluriformes, Ariidae.
AUGUGGGCUGUGGAAAGCCAGUGGCUCAGGUCAGGCCACUCAGUCAGUAUUGAGAUAUCUGCAAGCAUGGCUCAGACUAACCCAACGCCACUAGGACCAUGGAAGAUCACAGUAUAUGACCAGGAGAGCUUCCAGGGCAAACGCAUGGACUUCACUUCCUCCUGCAAGAACAUCAUGGAGUGUGGAUUUGACAAUGUUCGCUCACUGAAGGUGGAGUGUGGAGCCUGGGUGGGUUAUGAGCACUCCAGCUUCUGUGGGCAACAGUUCAUCCUAGAGAGAGGAGACUACCCUCGCUGGGAAGCAUGGAGUGGCAGUAAUGCCUACCAUAUCGAGAGGCUGAUGUCCUUCCGCCCAAUCUGCUGUAACCAUAAGGAGUCAAAGAUCACAGUGUUUGAGCGGGAGAACUUCAUUGGGCGCCAGUGGGAGAUGAAUGAUGACUACCCAUCUCUUCAGGCCAUGGGCUGGCCCAACAAUGAGAUUGGAUCCAUGCAGGUCCAAAGUGGGGCCUGGGUUUGCUACCAGUAUCCUGGCUUCCGUGGCUACCAAUAUAUUUUGGAGUGUGAUCGCCAUGGAGGCGAGUUUAAACACUACCGGGAGUGGGGAUCCCAUGCUCACACCUUUCAGGUGCAAUCGCUUCGCCGAAUCCAGCAGUGA